UAAUGAAGUACUUGUGAAGAUGUUGCACUCUUCUCAAAUAGUAUGUUCACCCGAUUCUUCAUCUAUUUGCUCAGCUUGCUUAGGAGAUACUAGUGAGCCUUCUCAUUUUAGAUUGGCUGCUUCUAAACCUCACUAGCAGCAGGCUAUGAAAGAGGAAAUUGAUGAUCUUACAGUUCAAGGCACUUGGGUUUUAGUGCCUCCUCCACCAAACAGAAAUAUCGUUGGUAGUAAGUGGAUUUACAAAGUCAAGAAAAAUCCAGAUGGGUCUGUGUCUAGAUAUAAAGCACGUUUGGUUGUUGAGGGUUUUAGUGAGGAACAAGGGUUGGAUUACAAUGAGACUUUCAGUCCUGUGGUUCGCCAUACCACAGUCAGAUUGGUGUUAGCCCAUGCUACAAAAAAUCAUUGGGAGUUGCAUCAGUUAGAUGUCAAAAAUGCUUUUUUACACGGCGAUCUUCAAGAAGAAGUAUAUAUGAAACAACCUCAAGGCUUUGAAGAUGCUAUACAUCCUUCUCAUAUCUGCAAGUUACUCAAGUCCUUGUAUGGUCUUAAACAAGCUCCUCGAGCUUGGAAUGCUAAGUUCACCAGUUAUCUUCCUACUUUGGGUUUCAUUCUAUCCCAUUCUGAUCCGAGUCUAUUUGUUAAGCAUACAGGCACUGACAUCGUUCUUCUCCUUUUUUAUGUGGAUGACAUUAUUGUCACUGGUUCCUCUUCUACAUUAGUUCAAUCUGUUAUUACAGAUCUGGGUGAAGCUUUUGAUAUGAAAGACAUGGGCAAACUUACUUUUUUUCUUGGAUUAGAGAUUUCAUAUCUUUCAAAUGGCGAUAUUUUUGUCAACCAGGCCAAGUAUCUUCGAGAUCUCCUCAAGAAGGCAGCCAUGGUUGAGUGUAAACCAUGUUCAACACCAGCCAAACCUCAUCAACAGUUUCUUAAAGAUGAAGGUGUUUCUCUCCAAGAUCCUACCACUUAUCGAAGUCUAGUAGGGGCUCUUCAGUAUCUCACUUUCACUAGGCCUGAUAUAGCCUAUGCUGUCAAUUCUGUAUGCCUGUUUAUGACAGCUCCUACAGAUAUUCAUUUUGGUGCAGUCAAAUGUAUUCUCAGGUAUCUCAAGGGUACCUCUCAUUAUGGUCUCACUUACACUUUAAGUGAUAUGCAACUGUUGGUCUAUAUUGAUUCAGAUUGGGUAGGAGAUCCCAAUACCAAGCGCUCUACCACUGGGUAUGUGGUUUAUCUUGGGAACGAUCCCAUCUCAUGGCAAUCUAAAAAGCAAACUUCUGUUUCAAGAAGUUCUACAUAAGCCGAAUAUAAGGCUUUGGCUCAUUCUGCAUAUGAGGUUUCGUGGAUACGACAGAUUCUUAAGGAUAUGCAUUUAUUUCUUGCAGCCCCUCCUAUCUUGCAUGGUGAUAAUUUGUUUGCUCUUGCCUUAAGUUCAAAUCCUAUUUUUCAUUCCAGGAUCAAACAUUUAGACACUGAUGUUCAUUUUGUUCGUGAAAGGGUUCAGCGUGGGGACAUUCACGUUCAAUAUAUGCCUACACAAGAAUAGGUAGCUAAUGUGCUCACCAAGGGGCUUCACAGUCCAGUCUUUUUGCAACACUGCUCCAAUCUAAAGCUGGGCCCGCCAGCUUAGCUUGAGGGGGGAUGUUAGAGUUAUAUUAAGUUUAGCCAAGUAGUCUUAAGCUGGUGUGCCAGCUGUCAGUUAGUUAAGUGAGUUUGUUAUUAGUUUAGAGCUUAAGUCUUUUUUUGGAUGAGAUCCAAGGGUGUCCACCGCCGACAGUAGUGACUAAUCCCUUUCGCCGCGGGAGCUCUCCAAAGGAGGUAAACAGCUCAUGUAUUCCGCUAAAAGCUAAACUCUAUAAAUACUGAGCCAGCUAAUAUUGUAUUAAGAUCAAUAGAGAAAAUCAAUAAAGAAAUCCAGAACCUUUCAGUUUGUUCUUCGUUUCCUCUGUUCUUACUUGCCUGGUUAUCAAUAACAACAAUGCAUUCCUCCAUGAAACCCCAAACCAAGAGGAAACUGCCUUCUUCCCACCCCACCCCAAACCCACACCAAUCCGCCCCACUCGACCACCGUAGUCACACACCCACUGCACCCCACACCUAACACCCCACCAACAAACUCAAACCUUAUACACUGCUUCAGCUUGUCUGAAUUCAAUUCUAUGAACAUGCUUUGGAGUGGGAAUAUGUUUUUUUCACUUUGGGGGUUGUGUGCAGUGGGUACCACCGUUCCAAUCACCCAAGUUUGGUGCUUCCAAAUAAUAUGAGAAAUUACAAGCAAUUACAGCCGGUUAUCACUCAUGGGCUUAUCCUCUCUCAGGGAGUAGUUUUUCUUUUUUGGCUUUCCUUUUUCCAAGUGUUUUAUGCUUUUUGAAUUUAUUUUUCUUUCUAUUUUUGCUUGAGAUUCUAGUUUGUUUUCUUCAUAUUUUUGUUUGUGGUGUUAAUUACUUCAUAUACUUGUUCUUGACUCUAUAGUGAAUGUCAUUUUACUUUCUGCUUGUUUGUUUUGCUCUUUUUUUUUCUUUGAGAUUUAGUUUUGGCCACCCUUCUUUUAUUUUAAUUCUUCUCUCUAAUAGUUUUCAUCUUGUUUAGCAUUCUAACGAAAUCUUCUUUUGUUUGUGGUGUUGGUUGCGAGGAUCAUUCAUUUGUUCGUUAAUCUUGAAGAACCAUAACGGCCACCUUUUGUAGAUAGUGUAGCAGUUACAAGCCAUUUUUAAAAGCAGUUACCAGUUGGUUGUGACAUUGCAGUUGGUGCUCUUUCAAAUUAUCCCAAUCGCUGCAGUUGGUCUUGCGACUCGUUCAUUGUUUAUUGGCCCAAGUUUUUCUUGUUGGUUGUUGUUGAUGAGCAAGCUUCACAGUGGUACUCUUUUUUCUGGACUAGAUUUUCCUCCAUUUGAGGAUUUUUUUAAGGCAAUGUUUUAACGAGGCCACUAUUGCUCCAUCAUUGGGCUUCACUGAUGUAUUAUUUUGGGUAGUAGUCUUCUUUUUUCUUUUUCUUUGUUUCCUUGUGAUUAGUUCAAGACACGAAUCUUUUUAAGAUUGCGCUCUUGUUCCUAGUUUU
Messenger RNA from Prunus avium (sweet cherry), 3052 nucleotides. NCBI's taxonomy places the organism in Eukaryota, Viridiplantae, Streptophyta, Magnoliopsida, Rosales, Rosaceae. The record is from RefSeq and is a predicted model, not a curated record.